AUGAUAAUAGACGAUGAUGUCAUUUAUUAUGAUGAAUUAAAGAUGAGUUCUGCACAAUUGCAUCAAAGGAGAAAAAAGGACGAAUAUUAUUUGCCGCCUAUUGAAGGGGGAAUUGAAUCUAUGAUUAAGGAAGAUGAUCCAAGAAUGGCAACUAAAGAAGAUCUACGUAAUUAUAUAAAAAAGUACAAGGUAAUUGUUAAUAAUCUUAAUGAUUUAUCAUUUGUCUACGUGGAAAAAUAUACAUUAAUUAAGAAUGGGGAUGGUCUUGCGGGGUAUACAAUGGUAACUAAUAGUGCCAUAAAGUCGAACAAUUUAACUGGAAAGGGAUCGGGUACAAUUGAUGAGCCAGUGAAUUUAGAUGAGAGCUCUGAUGAAAAAUCAAUACCAGACUCCGAAAAUGAAUGGGAAGAAGUUGAUUAUGUUUAUAACACGACUGGACAUGAUGUGCUUCAAAAUGGAAUGGAACUAGUUAAUAUCGUUUAUCUAAUUUCUUCUUCCUUUAUAGAAAAUGAAUCUGAUGACUUGUUAUUAAAUUCAAAUGCUUAUGUUUAUGACGAUGAACCUAUUGAAUCCGUUAUGAAAAGGUUUAAUGUACUUGAAUCAGAACAACCAAAUUUGCAAAACUUUAAACUGUCUAACAGAGAGAUUGGCUCGGUUGAUAGCCUAAGUGACGAUCAAGACACUUCUAAAUCUUAUGAACCGGACUCUUUAGACUCACUAUAUGCUUUUUGGUUAUCACAAAUGCCACCAAUCUUUCAAAGUGAGUACCCUGAUCAUGAUGAAAGGAUCCGUAAAGCAAUAUAUGAAUUGGAUGAUAGUGGUCUUGAAGAACAAAAAGCUUUGGCUAUUAAACGGUUAGGAAAAUUAAAAGAGGGCGACAAUGAAAAAGAAGCAGGCAGUUCUUCGUCAGGAAAUAAUAAUAAAGCGGCUAGUUUAUAUUUAGAUUCAGUCUCAUCAACGAAACUGUCAAGGGUUGUUAUUAAUGAAAAUCCUGGCCUUAAUAAGCUUAACGGUAAGCGAUUAAUGCACGAGAUUUUGAAUCCUACUGAACAUCUGAAAGACACGAUUAAGAGAAAAAAAUUAGUACAGAUGAAUUUUGAAUCCUUUAAUUUGCCAGUGGCUUACGAUACUUCGUUGACCAUUAAUUUUAGAAGGUUAUCUAAUAAAAUAUCAAAGAAACUUAAAUCAACACCUCGUCAAAUAAUAAUUAGGGAAAUCAAACCUAUAAUUCCAAACGGAGAUUUGCUUGCUACUGAUUUGACGAAUGACGUUAAGCAUACUAGCACAGAAUCUAAAUCAUCCAUUCAAGGAUCAUCACAUUGUAUAGUUGACGAUGGAAAAAUUAAAUCGAAUUAUUUUGAGUACGAAAUGCAUAAUGACAUUGAUUCAAUAAGAGCUUCAGAAAUAUUAAAUAACGAUGAGCACCUGAAUAAAACCGAUCAAAACCAUUUACUUUUAAAAACAGAUGAUUUAAUUCAGACAGAUUUGCUAUAUAUCGAUGAUGUUACUAUGUCAAUAUCUGGAGAAGUCGGCAUGGAAACAAAUGAUUUAACACUUCAUAAUUUAAAUCUCGAAACCGACGAUUUACGUCACACUCAAUGUAACGAGGAUUGCUCAGAAAUAGAUAUAAAGGAUUCAACACCGGAUAACAAUAUUUCUUUAAUACAUCAACACAAUGGAUCUAAAAUCAAUGUAAUCGAUUUAACAUCUGAGCCUGAUGCCCAAACAGAUGGAUCAGAUAAAAGUGAUAAUGACAUUUCAUCGUCUGAUGAAGAUGUGUUCGAAUCACGUGAAGAACAUGAUAAUUCAGACGAGGAUAUACCUGAGCAAUUAACCAAGGAAACUUCCGAAUUUGCUAGGUUUUUAUCCGAAUUACAAAAUAAGGACCUGGGUUCAAUACAAAAAGAAUUGACUAAUGAAAUCCAACAAUUAAAUGAACAGCAAAGGCGAGAUAAACGCGAAGUAGAUACUAAACUUUUAAAAUUGUUUGGCAUUCCAUAUGUUAUCGCACCAAUGGAAGCUGAGGCACAAUGUGCUGAAUUACUACGGCUUAAGCUAGUUGAUGGCAUCAUUACAGAGGAUAGUGACGUAUUUUUGUUCGGAGGCACAGAAGUAUAUAAAAACAUGUUUAAUCAGCAAAAAUAUGUCGAACGUUACCUUGCACAAGAUUUUGAGCAAAUAUUAAAAUUAAAUCGUGAAAAAUUAAUACGACUUGCAAUUCUUUUGGGAAGUGAUUACACUGCGGGUCUACCUGGUAUUGGGAUUGUUAGUGCCAUGGAGCUUUUGAAUGAAUUCCCUAGUGAUGAUGGCCUAGAACAAUUUAAAUCUUGGUGGUUAAAUGUACAAAGCGGGAAGUAUGUUCCAGAUAAGGAUGAAAGCGAUUUUAAAAAGAAGUUUGUUCGUCAUAUCUGGAAUGCAUAUAUGAAUCCGCAAGUAGAUGAUUCAAAAGUCCAAUUUGAAUGGGGUUUUCCUGAUUUGGAUGACUUGAGAAG
This is a messenger RNA of Racocetra fulgida, 2492 nucleotides long. Lineage: Eukaryota; Fungi; Glomeromycota; Glomeromycetes; Diversisporales; Gigasporaceae. The record is from the annotation of a GenBank genome assembly.